AUGCAGGCAGAGCUUGAUCCAAGAGAUGAAGCCAGCCGCAUGGCAGCUGAAGCUGAACAGGCAGAUCACAAAUCGAUGGAUCCCGAUGCAAUCGCGCGCGAGGAACAGCACUUGCCCAAAGAGGCAAUCCCGUCCAGACAAGAUUGCCCAGAGAUACACUGCGAGAAGUGUGCUGAGUGCCCAUCGUGCCCCACUUGCCCCUCCUGUCCGCAUGGUUUUAGGCACCCGGAAGGUGAUGAAGGCACACCACCGCCAGUCGCAGGGAAGGUAGUCUGCAACCGGAUGGAGAACAACUGUCCAUUCUGUCCGGCGUGCCAGUGUCCGGAGUGCCCUAAGAAGUGUCAGCCAUGCUUGAAGAGGGUGCCAAACGACCCGCCGACAGUGAAACUGGAUGCGAAUGGCCAAGUGAAAGCUGCCGACGGCUCACCGGUGAACCCGCUUGUGCAAGCGAUCAACGACGAUGUGAAAGAGCAUGCGUAG
This is a messenger RNA of Symbiodinium sp. CCMP2456, 480 nucleotides long. Lineage: Eukaryota; Dinophyceae; Suessiales; Symbiodiniaceae. The record is from the annotation of a GenBank genome assembly.